ACUGGAGUAUUGGGAAACAAGUCUCUCAGUCUCUCAGCACGCGGCCCCACACCACCUCGGGCUCACAGGGGAGGGAAAAAACCCCAAAACAAAACAUCCAUAUCCUCUUUUGCUCUCCAAGAGUCUCCCCCAUGUCUACCCCGGUGCCUCCUCCCAAUGGCAGCUUCGUCGACUCGGUCCGCGGCAACGGCACCGUCCCCAUCCCGGCGGACCCCUGGAUGUCGGACACGUCGCGCGCGCUGCAGAUCGUCGUGACGCUGGUCAUCAUCCUGGUGGGCGUGCCGCUAAACGCGCUGGUGGUGUGGGUGCUGGGCGUGCGCCGCUGGGUCUCCGGGUCCGGCCAGCGCAGCGCGGAGCGACGCGGCGCCAGCAGCUUCCGCGUCUACGUGGUCAACCUGGCGCUGGCGGACCUGGUGCUGCUGCUGCGCACGCCGCUCAUGCUGGGCUACCUGGCGCACAACUUCUCGUGGCCGCUGGGGCUGCACGCGUGCCGGCUGGUCAUGUUCCUGCGCGCGCUAGGGCUGUACGCCGCCUCGUGCCUGCUGUGCGCCGUGGCGCUGGAGCGCUGCCUGUGCCUGCUGAGGCCCGUCUGGGCGAGUCUCAAGCGCCCGCGCUGGGCCGUGCCCCUGGCCUGCGGCCUGCUGUGGCUGCUGGCGUUCUGCCUGGCCUGCCCGUACCUGCGCAGCGCCGAGCUGAAGAACUGGGGCGGCAAGUGGCAGUGCCUGGAGAGCGUGCCCAAGUCCGCCACGGGCGACGGCUUCUUCAUCACCGAGACCAUCUUCGGCUUCCUGCUGCCCGUCACCAUCUUCCUGUCCUGCAACCUGGCGGUGCUGGUCAGCGCCCGGCGCGCCGAGGCGGGCAUGAUGACGCCGACCGCGUCGGUGGCGAAGCCGUCGCUGGCGCCCGGCUCGAUGUCGGCCAGUCAGAGCUACACGGCACGGCGUCUGGUGCGCCUCUACCGGGUGCUGCUGCUCACGAUGCUCCUCUUCCUCAUCUGCUGGGUGCCGUACUUCACCUUCCGCUUCCUGCGCUGGCUGGUGGCCAAGCGGGGCCUGAAGAGCAUGGCCAACGUGGCGGUGAAGGGCUACUACGUGUCGCUCUUCCUCGUCUACGUCAAGAGCGUGUUCAACCCCAUCCUGUACGUGUUUGCGGCCAAGGGCCUCGGGAGGACGAUGCGCGCCUCCCUGUUGUCCGCGGUGGAGCGAGUCUUCAACGAGGAUAACUCCGAGUCGCUACGCAGGAAAUCAAUGCGUCGUAAAGACUCCCAGAUUUAACACUGUGAGCGAGAGACGAGGGGAACUGUAUAGGCCGAAUAGAAGGGCAUUGGAACUGGACUUUGCAUGGACUUGACACAUUUUUAAAGAACAACAUAUUAAAUGUAUGCAGUGCUUUAUCUAGAUACACAAAGUGCUUUACCAAGCACAACCAAAGCGUAGCACCCAACCUGGUGAUGCACGAGUCAUUUGGCAGAAUGGCAGAGCUCUAACCAUACUCCAGCUUGACAGAAUGUAUGUAAUGAAUGUAAUGUUGUCUUAGUAUUAUAUAUAUAUAUAUAUACAUGUUCUUUCUGUGUAUUGUCUGUUCUCACAUGUUUUGUUUUGUCCUUAUGUCUACAGUUGAAAAAGAAAACAAGAACAGUGUUUUAUUUUUGGUAACAAUUUAUAUUUUGCAUUUUGUAUUAAAACUGAAAAUGCACAGAAAAAAACAACAACUAAAAAAACUGC
Sardina pilchardus (European sardine) is the source of this 1724-nucleotide messenger RNA. RefSeq names its product C3a anaphylatoxin chemotactic receptor. The transcript has 3 exons. Gene Ontology annotation, molecular function: G protein-coupled receptor activity; complement component C5a receptor activity. Gene Ontology annotation, biological process: positive regulation of cytosolic calcium ion concentration; phospholipase C-activating G protein-coupled receptor signaling pathway; inflammatory response. Bases 132 to 1274 code for a protein of 380 amino acids. Gene Ontology annotation, cellular component: plasma membrane. The record is from RefSeq and is a predicted model, not a curated record. Lineage: Eukaryota; Metazoa; Chordata; Actinopteri; Clupeiformes; Clupeidae.